Messenger RNA from Mucor velutinosus, 588 nucleotides. RefSeq lists its product as uncharacterized. Gene Ontology annotation, cellular component: membrane. Lineage: Eukaryota; Fungi; Mucoromycota; Mucoromycetes; Mucorales; Mucoraceae. The transcript has 2 exons. The record is from RefSeq and is a predicted model, not a curated record. Bases 1 to 588 code for a protein of 195 amino acids.
AUGAUCCACUUCAUCAAUCUAGGCAUCAGCUACUAUGCAUCCGAGCCAACAUCAGGGCCGACCACCAAUCUGUGUGUCUGGUACUUUCUCAAUGUGGGAAUUGACACUACCUUUGGCGUGCUGUUGCUGUGGUGUUGGUUCACUCUCUUGAUGAACGCCUGCGAGAAAUGUCGUCUAUUCCAUGUUGGAGAGACGGGAGACUAUGGACCUCCGCCAUUGUCUCGCAUGCUCUGGCCAUGGAUGCGUCAAAUGUCGGUAUUUCUGCUGGCCGAGAUGCUCACCAAGGCUUGUUUAUACGAGAUUGUCAUCAGCUCACCAUGGCUAUUUUGGUUAGGUGAGUUAUGCAUCAGUUGGACACAACACGACCCCAAGAUCCAAGUGGUAUUUGUCAUGUUGAUAUUUCCUCUGAUCAUGAAUGCCAUUCAGUUUUGGCUGACGGACACGAUCCUCAAAGUACAUCAGGAUCUCAAAGAGACCAGCAAUGACAAGCAGCCCUACAUCUCCACACCCAUGCUCGCUGUGCUGAUUGAACAGACAGAGCGGACGCCUCUGCUGUUUCCGCCUUCCAAGCACCGCAUGGCUUCUUGA